CAGGGAUUACAUCACCAGGGUUGGACACCCUAUCACUAGCGCUGAUAACAUUGGUGCCGCUGAUGACACUGCUGGCCCUACUGGGCGCCGCCUACUGGUGGCGGACACUGCGCCGAAAGUCGCGUAUCAAUGAAGUGCCAACGAGUGAGGACCCACUCAUCGACCUCUCGCCCCCAUCGCCAUACGUCGGCCUCAGACCAAUACAACUAAUUGAAGUCAAAGCUCAGGGAAAAUUUGGCUCUGUUUGGAAGGCAAAGGACGGCAGCGAUAACAUGGUUGCGGUGAAGAUCUUCUCACUGUCCGACCGCAACUCGUGGCAGAUCGAGCAGGAGGUCUAUCGGUUGCCGCAAAUGAAACACAAAAACCUCUUAACAUAUUUGGGCGCCGAAAGGAGGGGCGAAGGCCUCGGCACCGAGUAUUGGCUCAUCACUGAAUACCACUACAACGGCUCACUAUGGGAUUACCUCAAAGCUAAUACUGUCGACUGGAAUCAAUUGCUUAACAUAGCUCAAGGAAUUGCCAGA
This is a messenger RNA of Oppiella nova, 524 nucleotides long. The record is from the annotation of a GenBank genome assembly. NCBI's taxonomy places the organism in Eukaryota, Metazoa, Arthropoda, Arachnida, Sarcoptiformes, Oppiidae.